AUGGUCCUGUCCAUUUUUUCUGACGACGCCGAUGAUCAGAUCUCACCCACCGGACCUGCACCAUUUGGCUGGACCACUGGUCACCAUCUUCCCAAGACAGACACCAAGCCGCCCUCUCUAGUCUGUAAACCUAAGCACGACAAGAAGAUUUGCAAUUUUUCCACUAUGUCGGACUCACCGCUGGUUGCAUGCUCGAACUGGAAGAGAGUUAUGUUUGUCCUGAAAAAGGGCAAGCCUUAUGAUGACCCUUCAUCCAUUAGUAAGACUAGUGUCCAUGAAUUCAGCAAGCUAAGAUACCUGACACAGUUUAAUUCAACUGAGAGGAAGUGGAGGAUGAUGAACUACACCAAGUUUAUGUUUGUCCGUGACCCAUUCGUCUGUCUCAUCUCUGCUUACCGUUCAAAAUUUCUGUAUAAACAGAAAAACACAUACUUGUAUAAGAAUUAUGGGAAAAUUAUGAUCAAACGGUACAAAAACCAACCGAAUCCACCGCAAACAUUAAAAGAGGCAGAGGAAUUGGGACUCCUCCCCACAUUCAACAACUUCAUUCAGUACCUGGUGGACCCACAAACAGAGAGGAGGGAACCAUUUGAGCCCCACUGGAGACAAAUGUAUCGCCUGUGUCACCCCUGCCUUAUAGAGUAUGAUUUUAUUGGGCAUCAGGAGAAUCUUCAGGAAGAUGCUCAAGAGCUUUUGAAAUUGUUAAAAUUGGAAAAUGACAUUAAAUUCCCGUCAGCCUAUGAAAAUGUGACUACCUCAAAUUCAGUCAUGGAUUGGUUUAAAACAGUGCCUCUGGAGGACAGGAGAAAGCUGUUCGACAUCUAUAAAUGGGAUUUUAAACUGUUUGGAUACAAAAGGCCAGAUAGUUUGCUUGAUGGGUAA
Cyprinodon variegatus (sheepshead minnow) is the source of this 882-nucleotide messenger RNA. Its product is annotated as carbohydrate sulfotransferase 12-like. Gene Ontology annotation, biological process: carbohydrate biosynthetic process; proteoglycan biosynthetic process. Gene Ontology annotation, cellular component: membrane. Lineage: Eukaryota; Metazoa; Chordata; Actinopteri; Cyprinodontiformes; Cyprinodontidae. Bases 1 to 882 code for a protein of 293 amino acids. Gene Ontology annotation, molecular function: sulfotransferase activity. The transcript has 5 exons. The record is from RefSeq and is a predicted model, not a curated record.